AUGGAAGGUUCGCGUCACGACACAACAAUGCUCCGGCAAAGCAAACUGCAAGAGUACUUGGACGAGGACAAACAUGUUUUCGAAGGGUAUCUUAUUUACGGCGAUCCUGCGUACGGCGUGCUUGAUUGGGUCUGUUCUGGAUUUAAGGGCGCGCAAUUGGACCAACGUUGUCGUGACUUCAAUGCAGCCAUGAGCAAAGUGCGCCAAUCUGUCGAGUGGACAUUUGGUGCUAUGAAACAACAUUGGGCGAUGGUUACCUUCAAGACGCAGCAAAAAGUUAUGCUUCAAAAUCUUGGCAAGUUCUACCAGACAGAGUGA
Messenger RNA from Aphanomyces invadans, 318 nucleotides. RefSeq lists its product as hypothetical. The transcript is spliced from 2 exons. Lineage: Eukaryota; Oomycota; Saprolegniomycetes; Saprolegniales; Verrucalvaceae. The record is from RefSeq and is a predicted model, not a curated record. Bases 1 to 318 code for a protein of 105 amino acids.